Gigantopelta aegis is the source of this 4016-nucleotide messenger RNA. RefSeq names its product deoxynucleotidyltransferase terminal-interacting protein 2-like. NCBI's taxonomy places the organism in Eukaryota, Metazoa, Mollusca, Gastropoda, Neomphalida, Peltospiridae. Gene Ontology annotation, biological process: RNA processing. Gene Ontology annotation, cellular component: nucleolus. The record is from RefSeq and is a predicted model, not a curated record. Gene Ontology annotation, molecular function: RNA binding. The coding region runs from base 3 to 959 and encodes 318 amino acids. The transcript is spliced from 6 exons.
UAAUGACAGGAAGUGUUCCAAGGCACACGUGGAUAAGCAGAAGUAUGGCAUUUUCAUCGUCAAGUUCCAGCUCUGAAAGUGAAAUAGAUGACAUUGUCGAAGCAGCGUUAAUAGAAAUGAAGACUACGUUAGAUAAACGAAUUGCACACGAAAAUGAUCUUAAACUUAAAAAUAUUCAAUUGGAAGAUGGAACAUUUAUAAUAGAUAAUAAACCUUCAUCUUUGACAAGAAGUCCGUGCAAAACUACUUUUAUGACACAUAAUGUUAGUGAAGAGACUUGUGAAAGACUACAUAUAUCAGAUAGUUCUGAUGACGAUAAUGUUAAAAAAAUAGAAGUACCUAAAAAGGGACGAAGCACAAAGUUGGCAUCCUCAUUACAAGUGAGUGCUGAUCUAUCUGAUUUGUAUGUAGAUGUGAAUACUGCCAAGAAGGCCAAAAAUAUAGCUCCUUCCUCCAGCAAAGUAUUCAGCAAGCUGGACAGAGAUGCUGAGGUAAUGAAGAAGAGUGUAAUAACCCCCGACUUUGAGAAGAAAUUUGUCAUACCUCCGUACCAGGAGAGUUUUAGACAAGAAAAGAAACAAAGGAAGGUUGAGAGAGAAAAGACGAAAGGCAAAGGCUGGUUUGGUCUACCAGCAACGGAGCUGGAUGAUGAAAAGAAGAAUGACUUGUUAGCAUUACAAAUGAGACGAGCUCUUGAUCCAAAGAGGUUCUACAAAAAUAAUGACCUUAAGGGUCUUCCAAAGUACUAUCAAUUUGGAACAGUGAUAGAAAGUCCUACAGAGUUCUACAGUGCUAGGAUACCAAAGAAACAGCGAAAGAAGACCAUUGUCGAUGAAUUAUUAGCAGAUGCUGAAUUUAGAAAGUACAACAAACGGAAAUACACAGAGAUACAGGAUGCAAAACGACGUGGAAUAGGUCCCUACCAGCAUAUCAAAAGAAUCAAGAAACGAAAAAAAUGAAGUACGAUGUACACAUAUGUACACAUAUGUUGUUUGCAGCAAAAGUCCAUUAAAACAAUUCAUGUUGGCCUGUACAUGGUGCACCAAAAAAAAUUUCUUUUCCUCAUUUGUGCACUUUGUUUUGGGGAAGCCAUUCUUAAUUCAACAAAAGUAUUUUGAUGUCAGGGUUCAUUCAUAUGCAGAUUUCCUUAAAAACAAGUCAAACGUAAACAGACCAGUUUAUGGGAUAGCCUGGUUCACGCUUUUUCAUGAUACCAUCCACUAAAAAGGACAAUUGAAAUUGAUUGCUCUUUGACGAUAAAUUAACCUGUGACAAGCAUGUUAUUUGUCAAAUUGCGACAGUAAACCAGAUGGUCAAAUACAACAUAGUUAUCAACAAAUUUUAUUUCAGUAUUCAGUAUCCAUUUAUUUCAUAAAUUAUUUAAUCUUUGGCCAAAAUAUGUACAGGAGAAUAUUUAUAUUACAUUAAGUAAGAACAAAACCAAAAGGAAAUGCUCAUUAAUAUUUCCACUUUAUUUUUGCACGGUAAUUUCACAAAGUUUUCAAGACUUGCUAAUUAGAUUUUUUAUUUUAUCAUUUACCAAAGUUGGUUUAUGGCACAGUAAUUUCACAAAGUGCUCCAUUCCUGUUAGCGUUGCUGCAGGGUCGGUCAAACCAGCGAUGCUUUUUAGCUUUGUUCAAGGAUGCACAAUCUUGAUUGUUAUCGGGUUCUCCAGAAGCCCAAUCUGUGAACGUAGCUUGGUUACCAUUACCUUGCCACACCCACUGAUCACCCACAAACUUGAGGUCGAUCCAGAAGCUGUUGGCUAUGCACACUACAAAACAAGUGAUAAUAUAUUAUAUAGGAUACAGAGGAAAACAACAAUACAUGUAUCAGACAUUCAUCUCUCUUUCUGAAGGAAUUGGCUGGAUAUUAAAAAAUGUUUUAAAUGUACAACAUCCAUAUUUAGUACUGUCCCAUAGAACGGUGUUAAUUCUUAGGACAGUUAAAAAAAACCCCAACACUUUAACAUUUACUUGCAUUGACUGUUCAGACAAAUUGAAUUGGUUACAUCACAGUGCAGCACAGGAAAUAUGUUACUACAUGUAAACAUGAUUAUAUGACUCACAUGUUCUGAUGGUAUCCACCAUCAGGGCGUUCUUCUCCAGCGUGUCCAGUGUGAUGAGGGCGCCACCAGCAGCUGCACAAACCACUUCUGCGCCUGCAUAGAUCACAAUGGUGGUGCUGGGGUGGUAGCUUCACAACCAUCGCCAGACUCCAAGAAAGUCAAGUCUGGAUCCGCAUCGCAAGCAGCUGAAAGAAAAUAAGCGAUCCACUUCAACGAGUAUACUGUCAGUCAUUUUACACACUUACCUUUCCUUUGUUAAUGCUACAAAUAAACUUGUUCGGAUAUAUUUUGUACAAGUGAUGACGCUUACAUGUACCUUGAACAGUGGAACUACUUUUACAUAAGAGUUCACCAUGUAUAUCAACAAAACGUAUACACUAGAGAUAACCAGCUUAAAUAUGUUUCAUAUUUGAUGAGAAGAAAAGCAACGCUAUGCUUUGGACAUAAAAUUCUAACGACUGAAGUAUAAUUUCAUUGCAGCAGAAAUAAUCGGUCCCAAUUAUAGAUGUUAGAUUUUGAACAUUAGGGUUAGUCAAGGUAUUUUAAAUUCUAUAUCCAUGGGACCCGCUGACAUGGAUUUUCUUUAUUUAGAAUAUAAAUAAAUUUGAAAAAGGGUUAGUCCAGCGGCUAAGUAAGGCCCAGAAUCUGAGAGAAUCAUUAACUUUUUCAGGAAAACAUGAAGCUUGACAUGGUGGGAUCAAUUUAAAAAUAGGACACAAAAAAAUUAUUCCCUCUGGUGGCCGCCAUUUUGCCAUCAGCCUCAUUUAUAUUGAAAAGCUCACAUUCUAAGGCAGAUAGAACCAUUCAAUCAAGAUUAGAUCAAUAAUCCGGAUGUGGUGAUGAAAUGUAACGUCUUCCAGAGGUCGUCGAGAGGAUUACAUUUUUGGAACAUUGAUAUAUAGAUAUAUAUAUAUACAUGUGUGUGUGUGUGUGUAUAUAUAUAUAUAUAUAUAUAUAUAUAUAUAUAUAUAUAUAUAUAUAUAUAUAUAUAUAUAUAUAUAUAUAUAUAUACACACACACACACACACAACAAUUUUCAUGUCUUAUUAGUUACCUUGUACAUGAAUGGUCAUAAUGGUAAAAUUGUUUGCUAUGAAAUCUAAGAUGCAGUCACACUUCUAAUGAUUAUAUAAUGAUUAUAUAGAAAGAUUUUUAUGUUAAAACAAAGGACUAUAUAUUUUUGGCAAGUAUAUGUGAAGACAGUUUUGCCAGAAGGUAAUACACUCAUGUAACCAGAUAAUAGCACAGCUGAUUACAUAAAAACUAAAACAAAUAUGUCUCGAGUGUAAACAUUAUUACACUCGGGACAUUAAAAUCAAGUUUACUUUCAAAUUUACAGUAUUAACAAAUAAUCCGUGUUUGUGAGUCAAUGGCGUAGCCAGGAUUUUAUACGGGGGGGGGGGGGGGGGGGGGGGAUCACCCACACUGUCUACAAGUCGUGUUUUAGGACGACAGGAAAAUAUAAAAGGUGAUGAGGGAAAGAGGUGGGAUCGGAGAUGGGUUUGGUUCCAUGUGCACUCCUGGUUAACCAGUGGCGGAUCCAGAAAAUCCAUUUAGGUGGGCCCCAAUGACAUGAGGCAGAAUGACAAGGCAACUUUGGGGGAAAGUUUGGUGGGGAAUCGAUAAAAAAAUGAAAAUUAAUAUAUAAUAAAAUUAUAACUGUUGCAAAAUUUAGGGGUCCCGGGGCCCAGCCCCCCCCCCCCCCCCCCCCGAUCCGCCUCUGUUAACCCAGUGUCAUGAAUGGGUUAUGUUCAAUCUUGAUUUCUCUGAUUUUAGAAGAAAAUAAUUUCUAUUUAAAAGAGUGUACGAGUAUGUGCUAAUUAGGCAAAAACCAGUCUGGCCCUCUACAAAACUGGGAGCCCGUACGUUUAUGUUUUGUUAUAUUACAGCCAACUGAGUGCUCAUUUGAAGGGUAGAAAGAGUAAUAAAAAGCUAGCCAUUUCCAUAA